AUGGCUAUAUGUUUGAGGACCAAGAACCAUGUUCCGCCGUUUGGCCCACUGAGCUCGGACAUCAUGGAUCUGGUACUGCAGGUGGCCGAUAGAUUACCACAGCAGGAGCCAUCCCAGCGCCGAACGACGCUGGUCAACGCAGCAUACGAUUUCUGGGUAACGAGCAAGCCAGAUAUGGAGACAGCCGUAUCAAGGCUGAUCGAGGAGCUCACAAAGACUGUCGAUGAAUGUCCGGUCGAGCCAUCUGUCGCCGAGGAGAAUUCAUUCGUCUUACAAAGGAUCGACGUUCAAACCCUCCGAAGAAGCCUGGACAACUUGAACUGCAAUGGGGCUUUCGAACACACCUCGGACGCAUACUACCUUGGAUACUUCGUCGAAAACCAAGCGGUGUGGUCGCAAUUGGCACCGGCCAGUUGA
Molecule: messenger RNA, 417 nt
Organism: Anthostomella pinea
Lineage: Eukaryota; Fungi; Ascomycota; Sordariomycetes; Xylariales; Xylariaceae
Source: the annotation of a GenBank genome assembly